Messenger RNA from Emiliania huxleyi CCMP1516, 1743 nucleotides. Its product is annotated as glycerol kinase. The transcript has 11 exons. The record is from RefSeq and is a predicted model, not a curated record. Gene Ontology annotation, cellular component: mitochondrion. Bases 1 to 1650 code for a protein of 549 amino acids. NCBI's taxonomy places the organism in Eukaryota, Haptophyta, Isochrysidales, Noelaerhabdaceae. Gene Ontology annotation, molecular function: glycerol kinase activity. Gene Ontology annotation, biological process: glycerol metabolic process; glycerol-3-phosphate biosynthetic process; triglyceride metabolic process.
AUGCUCGCUGCGACGCUCUCCAGACCCGCCUCGAGAGCCACGCGAGGCCUGUGUGCGCGCGCCGCCUCGUCGCUCAUCGCAUCCAUCGACCAGGGCACCUCCAGCUCGCGUGUCAUCCUUUACGACGCCGUCACGCUCAGGCCGGUCGCGUCGCACCAAGUGGAGCUGCAGUCGGCAACGAGCAACCCGCAGGCGGGCUGGUCGCAGAUGGACGCCAAAAGGAUUGUGGGGACCGUCACCGACUCGGCUGCCGCGGCGCUCGCGGCCGCGGGCGCCAGCGCCUCUGACGUCGUCGGCGUCGGCAUCACCAACCAGCGGGAGAGCACGGUAGUGUGGGACAAGCGGACGGGCGAGCCGCUGUACGACUGCAUCCUGUGGCACGACGCGAGGACCGCGACGACGGUGUCCGCCCUGGCCGACGAGCUGGGCGGCCAGGACGCGCUGCGCGCCACCUGCGGCCUGCCUCUCUCGACUUACUUUUCGGGCGUUAAGCUGCGCUGGCUGCUGGAGACAGUGCCCGCCGUCAAGGAGGGCUUCGAGUCUGGGACGGCGCUCGUUGGGACCGUCGACUCGUGGCUCGCGUGGAAUCUGACCGGCGGCGCGGGCGGCCGCGCCACAAGGCACGUCUCCGACGUGACCAACGCGUCGAGGCACGUCUCGGACGUGACCAACGCGUCGAGGACGAUGCUGAUGAACCUAUCGACGUGCGGCUGGGACGGCGGCCUCGUGCGCGCGCUGGGCGUCGGCGCGGCGGAGGGCGCCCUCCCAACCAUCGUCUCGUGCGCCGAGGAGAUUGGGCGCGCGCCGCUCACGGGGAUGAUUGGGGACCAGCAGGCCGCCAUGGUCGGCCAGCGCUGCUUUGGUGUCGGCGAGGCCAAGAUCACUUACGGCACCGGCGCCUUCAUGCUCGGCCGACCUAGAAGCAGACCACGGAUUCGUGCCGUGCCGUCGAGCCAUGGGCUUCUCUCGACGGCGCUCUACCGAUUCGGCGCGAGUGCGCCCACGCAGUACGCGCUCGAGGGUGCGGUGGCUUCGUGCGCGGUCGGGAUCAACUGGUUCAAGGACUCGCUUGGCAUGAUCGGCACCGCGCCGGAGAUCUCGUCGCUGGCCGCGCAGGCGCCGUCCCCUCAUCUCUCCCCAGAUCUCCCAGUGCCGGAGGGGACGGAGGGGCUCGUGUUUGUGCCCGCCUUUGGCGGGCUGCUCGCACCGCACUGGCGCGACGACGCGCGCGCGACGCUGGUCGGGCUGACCCUCGCGCACGACAAGCGGCACGUCGCGCGGGCGGUGCUCGAGGGCAUCGCCCACCAGGCCAAGGAGGUCACUGUCUGCAUGGCCGCCGACACCGGAGCGGCGCUCACCGGCCUGCGCGUCGACGGCGGCGUCGCGCUCUCCGACGAGCUGCUGCAGUACCAGGCGGACUUGUGCGGCAUCGCUGUCCAGCGGCCGCGCGACGUGGAGACGACCGCGCUUGGCGCUGCCAUCGCUGCCGGCUUGGGCGCCGGGGUCUGGAGCUCGAUCGCCGACAUCCCGUCGAGCGGCGACGACAUCGAGCGCACCUUUGAGCCCGCCAUUUGCGAGGAGGAGCGGACGGCGCGCUGCGCGAGCUGGCAAAAGGCGGUGGAGUCGUCGUUUGGGUGGGCGCGGGAGUAAAAGGCGGUGGAGCCGUCGUUUGGGUGGGCGCGGGAGUGAAGAAGGGCAGCGCGCGGACCGAGCCAUGUAGCAUGUACUCCGGGCGCGUGGGCC